Myodes glareolus (Bank vole) is the source of this 3820-nucleotide messenger RNA. The record is from RefSeq and is a predicted model, not a curated record. Lineage: Eukaryota; Metazoa; Chordata; Mammalia; Rodentia; Cricetidae.
GAUUGUAGGCAGGGCUCUACCACUGAGUUGUACCUUCAGCCCAGGACAUAUAAAUUUUGUCCUUUAUAAAGUUCUUUUACUCUGACGAGUUUUCUUACGUGGAAGCACACCUGCUUUCUGGGGAUAAGUUAGGGUUACUUAGGUUUUCGCCUGUGUGAUCAUAAAUGGAAUCCAUUCAUAGUUCUACUUUCUGGUUCUGGAAACUGUCAUCCAGCUUUGGAAUUAAGGGCCAGGUGGGCCUCAUAAAACAAGCGUCACCUCUUUGUGUAUUUUGGUUUUGGAACUUGUUUGGGAUGAUCUAGUCCUUGCAACAAUUUGUGUUUUAGGAAGAUGCCUUCGGGGAACAGGUUGAGAGUGGAAAACCAGUUAAGAUGUCUUUGCAGAAGAUGAUGGCUGGGCUGUGAGGAAAGUGUGAGGCAGAGACUGUGGUGCUCAGAGGAUCUGGAAGGGGCCACAUUUGGUCCUGAUUUCACACACAUCCUGGGAAGGAUGAAUAUUUUAAUGGCUGACAGAUGUCUCACCUCGUUCUAGCUCUGUGGAGUUACUUCUAGUGCCCUGUGUUGAGGCGCUAGUUCCAGGCCACAGAAAUGGAGUUGGGGAUCAAGGCGUAGGUGUGCUGCCAUCAAGUCCUUGGCUGGGACAGCACCAGAGGGGGGAUGCACAGAAAGGGGAAGAACAGGCACCAAGCCAAAGAAAAACAGUGGAGGCUGGGCUGGCCGGGGGCCUUACUGAGUCGCGAGGCAUGUAACUCAGCUGAUAGCAUGCUUGUUCACAGUGCUCAGCACCCUGGGUUGACACCUCGGCACAUAUAAGCUAGUCAUGGUGGCUGGUAAAUCCCAGCAGCACUCAGAGACAGGAGGAGCAGAAGUUCAUGGUCGUCCCUGGGUACAUACUAAGUGCCAGGCUAGCCUGGAAUUCAUGAGAUGUGUGUUGCCUGGUGGCCAGAGAGACUUCCAGGAGUCUGGAGUGAGCACAGGUUUAGACUUUGCUGUCCCUCAGUUGUCCAGGUAGAUGGUGAGAACUCUGCUGGGCAGACCGGGCUCUUCCUGUCCGCACUACUGGGCCAUACUUCUACUGUGCGCCUGCUACUGGCCUUUGGGGCCAACCCCAACCAGUGAGUAGACAAGUGCCAGUACCCCAACACUCUCAGGCCACAAAUCGCCUUCCAGAGCCCAGUGCCUUCCCUGGUCUCUGGGUUAACCUCUUCUGGCUCCCCAGUGACUGUUCUCAUUCUGGUGCCUUCCAGAGUUCCCAAAGAUCCUCCCCCUCCCACACUGACCCCCCUGAGUUCUCAUGUAACCCGCUUCCCAGGACUUCUCCCUUCCACUCAGCCCCCAUUCAGCUCCCUUUUGUGCCUGUCUCCUCCCCUUUCUUCAUCCAUCCCACCCUUGCCCCUGGUUCUGUCCCAGCCGCUGCCUUGAUGGCAGCACACCUGUGCAUGCCGGUGCCUUCUCAGGCCGAGGGCUGGUGGUGUGGCACCUGCUGCAGGCAGGAGGUGACCUGCGCCUGCGUGACCGGCAAGGUCGCACGCCAAGAGACUGGGCUGAGCAGGGUGAUGCCAAGCAGAGCUGGGAGGUAAGAAGUGGCCAGGGUACGUUAGAGUCAGCAAGGCCAGCAUGGGCGCCCAAUCUCACCCUGUGUCCCACCCAGGUGCUGGAGCUGUUGCGGUGGUGUCGUACCCACAUGUCAGCGCUGGUGCAGAGUGGGGAGUUGGCAUCCACUGUGUCCCCAAGUCAAUUACAAGCUAGCUCUGGACACAGCCUGUGUGGCACCCUGCCCUCACUCAGGCUGGCUCGGGCAGACAGGGCACUGAGGCAAGGGCAGAUCAGGAGAUCCUCCCAAACCCCAGCCUUGGGGUUUGGCCAGCUGAACAGCCUGCAGCCACCGGCACUGAUAAUGGGCAUCCCUCUGGUAGACCCCAAAGAGCUAGUACCAACCCAGGGUGAGCCUGACCGCACCUACAAGAGCAGUUCUCAUACCUUCAUGGCCAACCUCCUGUGGAAGGGCCACCCUGUUACUGUACGUCAGCUGAAGACCCCAGAAACCCACCCUGACGUGCUGCUGGCUGACCUUCAGCACUGCAGGUUACCAGUCCCAGAUGACCGCUGACUCCAGCAGUCCAUAACCAAGAGGAUGUGGUACUGGCCAUGGUUGUAGUUAAGCUUCGUCUCUGGGCUAGCAUCCAGCAUGGAGCCCUCCAGCUAUAACGACACCCUCCCAUAGAGUGGUACCCAGAGAGGAGGAAGGGAUGGGAGGGCACUUAGGCUGAUACAGACUGGGGCUGACCUGUCACUGCUAGGCUGUGAUGGAGGGUCUCAAUGUUUUCUGCAUGGUGGCUGGUGAGACAGUCUUCCCCUGGCCCUGGUAGGUGGCCUGUGGCCAGAAGCAGCCCUCACCUUGAGCAGGUGGGGGACAUUCUGAAGGACCUGCUCUGCUCCCUCCCAGCAUCCUGCACCACCCUGGCCUGCUGCUGCUGAUGGCAGUGAGCCCCUCAGAGGACCUGUCUGGACUCAGCCUGCUCUUUGAGCCAGUGUGGCUGGGCUCCCUUUAUAUCCUGCUGCAUUCCGCAAGAGCGGUUGAGGAGGGUUCCCGAGCCCUGCCAGGCCUGCUGCCCAGCUCUCUGCUGCUACAGGUGGUGGAGGCCCUGUUGUUCCUGCAGUCCCGCUGCUGGGCCCAUGGCGGCCUCAGCUCUCAUGCUGUACAGCUAGUGCGACCAGGCCUGGUUAAGGUGAGCCACCUAGAACACGGGCGUCCGCUGAACCAGCCCAGGCUGCAGCCCAGGCUGCAACGGGACUACCCCCAGGGAGACCCAAGUCCAGGGCUUCCCCCACCCCCUGAACUGUACCCAUGGCUACCACUUGAGCUGAUCCGUGGUGACAUGCCAGCCCCUACCUCAGACCUCUACAGCUUCUGCAUCCUGGCCCAGGAGGUCUUCACUGGUCAGUGGCUCACCCUACACUUACUGCCCACCCUGGAGACAGCACUAGUGUGGGUCUCCUCAUGGUCCUUCUUCACAGGAGCGCUGCCGUGGGCUGGGGGAGAGGGACUGGAGGUGAAGGCAAAGCUGGAGGCAGGUGAGAGCCCGGCCCUGGACCCCUUGCUGCCAGCUCCUUAUCAGGCCUUGGUUCAAGCGGGGCUGGGCCUAGAGCCUGCUGACCGCUGGGGCAGCUUGCAGAGCACUCGGUACCUAUUGCGAAAGGCCAUGGCCAAGGACUCAGAACCCAAGGUCAACUCCCCAGCAGAGUGGACAGCACUGUCUCCUGUAACCCUGGGUUCCCUGCCAGAGCAUCUGUACCGUGAAGUGACCCCCAAGGCCAAGGCCAGAUCAAGGCUUGUGCUCCCUUUCCCAGACCCUUCCCAGGCCCUGGAUAGUUCUGAGGUCACAUAUCACAGCAGAGUCCAGCAGAAUACAGCCUGGGACUCGGGCAGCAGCUUGACUCUAGGCAGCAGCUUCAGCCCCAGCUCCAGUCUUCAUCUGGACCCCAGCUCUGGUGUGGGCCCCAGCCCCAGCUCCAGCACACACUGUUGCCUGGAACCCAUCUCAAUAGCCCUGACCUGCCCACCGGCCUUCUGGAGCCAGCCUCCCUGCUGGGGACCCAGAGCUCUGAGGAGCAGGGUGAGAGGAAGUUCUGCCAGGACCCAAGCUCUGCAGGGGCAACUGUGGCACAUAUGGGACUGCUGUCCUGGACCCCCACCCCUGCGUGCUGACAAAGAGGCUUCAAUGCCCAGAGAGCUGCUGCCAGGGAAGGCCAUGAGUAGAACACCCAAAGCCCCAGGCUCUAAGCCUCUGUGGCAGCUGGUGGCAACUUGACCUUUCCUC